GCCUUCAGGUGACGUUCCUUGCCGGUAAAUGGUCCCAGGUCCCAAUGUUGUCACGAUCCACGCUUCCGCCUGCUCACAUAUCCUUCCUUUGCCCAGAUGACGUCCCAUUCAUAGAUUCGGGCGGCGUUGCGUACCCCGCUCUGGUGACGGCAGCCACAUCGUCAACGUCCACGGUUGCAUCAACUACAUCGACCGCAUCCAUAGCUACUUCCGCCCCCGUGGCGCCGCAAACCGCUCCGAUCGCGAGCCCCACACCACAGGCUAAUGGCUCUUCGGUCAAUAGUACCUCUCUCGCGCAGAGUCCUGCUGGUUCUGAUGGGAAAAUGUCACCUGUGAUUGGCAUUGGAAUCGGCUUAUUCCUUGGCAUCUCGUUGAUGCUCGGUGGUUAUUUCCUUUAUCGCAGACGACAAAGGCGCCUGAAAGGCCAAUCGCCGGUGCCUGGCAGUUCAAACUUCACGGUGCACUCGGUGAGUCCCGGCUUUGCCAGGCGGGACACGCAACUAUACCAAUCUCGGUCUCGCGCCGACGAACCUCCUCCACUCUACGACGAGCCUUAUGUGCCCCCGGAGGCAUACAUGUCGUCGGUUCCUGUUGCCUGUUCGCCUACACCGCCGAACCGUGGUGACUCGAUGGUUACCCAUGUUCCGUUGGCCGACACGAAGAGGUAGUCACUUCGGGUGCCCAUAGGCUCCGGCGUCGCGGAAUUGGGUUGAUAUGGCGUAGAGACCCAGGCAUGUUUUUGCCGUGGUUAGAAAUAGCGUUCAUAGACUAUGCAUCGGCGAUUGUUACAUCGACCUAUCCCUUCCUUGCAUACCGUAGAUGAGUG
Fimicolochytrium jonesii is the source of this 826-nucleotide messenger RNA. RefSeq lists its product as uncharacterized. The record is from RefSeq and is a predicted model, not a curated record. Lineage: Eukaryota; Fungi; Chytridiomycota; Chytridiomycetes; Spizellomycetales; Powellomycetaceae. The transcript has 2 exons. Bases 45 to 668 code for a protein of 207 amino acids.